CCCCGUGGUCACGUGAUCCAAACAAUAGCGCAAGAUGGCGGCGCCUAUCGAGAGACUGCUGAAUGAAAUCCGCGAGUCCGAAGAGCCGAUCGAGGAGCUUAAGACUCUCCGGACGGCCGUGUUUGCUACACCCGCGAGCGGCCUCAGAGAGACGUUGUCCGGGCCGCGACUGGAGGUUUUAUUCGGCCUUCUGAGCACCAAUGACAAAGAGCAGAUAGAGGUGUGCGUGGAAAUCCUGGGUCACGUUCUUCAGGCAUUAGAACCCGUGCAGCUGGCACAGAACUACAAGACUGCGCUUCACAGCGGACUCAACCAUCCGGAUGAUUCUGUCAAAAUUCUCACCCUCACACAGAUCGGCCGUGUUAUUGGUCAUGCGGACGGAGCGACUCAGAUGCUGAACAGCUCAGAAAUCCUGCGUGAUGUGAUUCAGUGCAUCAGUAUAGAGCGCAUCGCCGUGGCUGAAAAGGCGAUAGCUGCCCUCCGUAUGCUCAGCAACACAAAGGUGGGGCUUGAUGCUCUGUUCCGCUCCGAUUUGCUGAACAAACUGAAGGAUGUGAUGAGUACCAGUGACAUCAUCAGGUACAGAGUGUACGAGUUGAUAGUGAAGGUGUCAGCGGUGUCUCCUGUAUCUCUUGGUUACUGUGUCAACAGCGGUUUAAUCUCUCAGAUGCUUGAGGAACUGACUGGAGAUGAUGUUUUGGUCAGAGCAACUGCGAUGGAGAUGAUCACCCUUCUAGCUGAAAGCCAGCAUGGCCGUCAGUAUCUGGCACAGCAAGGCAUCAUGGAUAAAAUCUCAAACAUGAUCAUCGCGGCAGAGUCCGACCCCCUCUCCAGCCUUUACCUGCCAGCACUGGUGAAGUUCUUUGGCAAUCUUGUGAUCGUGGACAGCCCUCAGCAGGUGUGUGAGAAGUACCCGGUUUUCCUCGAGGUGGUCUUCUCAAUGGCAAUUAAGCUCGAUCCCACAUUGACCCCUAUCGCCGUGGAUACCCUAGGAGAACUGGGAAAAACUGUGGAGGGUAAACAAGUCCUGCAUAAAACAGGUGAGAAAUUUGUUUCUGUGUUAAAGAGAAUCAGUAAAUUUGUCCGUGAUGAAGCCACUGAGCUCCGAGUGAGAUGUCUGGAUACUCUAGCCCACCUGUUCACAUUACCUGUGGAACAGCAGACGGAUGAUCUUCUGCUGUUGACAGAGUCUUGGUUUACAGGUCUGAGCUCUCAGCCGAUGGCGAUGAUACGGAACGUAAGCACACAGCCGUUCCCUGAGCUCCACUGCAGAGCCCUAAAGAUCUUUACUGCCAUCGGCUGCCAGCCGUGGGGACAGCGGCUCAUGAUGGACACGCCCGGAUUCGUGGAGUGGGUGAUGGAUCGCUCUGUGGGAAAGGGAAAAGAAGUCAAAGAUUGUAAAUUCGCACUUGUGACGUCGAUCUUGAGCUCCUCGAGCACUCAGGAGAUCUUCGGAGCACAGAAUUACUUAAAGCUGAGGAUUUACGUGAAAGAAGGGCCGUAUUACGUCCACGCCAUGUCUACUGUCUGCACAGAGGGGGCAGACUGAGUCACACACUUUCUAUCACAAUAUUUUUUCUAUACUUCCAGUUUUUCUAAUGUCUUCGGUGCAGAUAAAAUGUGACCAAAUGCUCUUUAGAUAAUUCUUUCUAGAAUAAUAUUAAUUUACAGCACUUAUAUACACACACAUCUAUUUGUACUUUCACUAUAUAAACUGAGUUGAAUUUGGUUUUGCUUGUAUCUCGUUGUGCCAUAAAUGAAUAAAUAAGGAUAUUGUGGGUGUUGA
Molecule: messenger RNA, 1786 nt
Organism: Triplophysa dalaica
Lineage: Eukaryota; Metazoa; Chordata; Actinopteri; Cypriniformes; Nemacheilidae
Gene: psmd5
Product: proteasome 26S subunit, non-ATPase 5
Exons: 10
Coding region: 35-1549 (504 amino acids)
Biological process (GO): proteasome assembly
Cellular component (GO): cytosol
Source: RefSeq, a predicted model, not a curated record